AUGCCGCCCGGCCCUGCCAGUCACCAGCGCUGUCAGAUCAAGUCAGUAACGAUGCGCUGGAAGCUGCUCAACAACCCCGAGCCAUCAGUCAGUGGAACAAAAACCCGCCCACAGCACAGCCUGGCCCAGAAUGCAACCAUUCAUCAUGAGGGGGGGAAGCUGGAGCUCCGGCCAAGCCUUUCAUGGACACAGAAAAGGGAUCUGUAACCAAACCAUGCUCAAUUAAGGCUCUGAUUCGCCAGGGGGAGAUAAGGGGUAAUCAAUCAUCCGUGGCGGGGCCUCGUGCAAACAAUGUCAGGAUGUGUCAGCAGGGCAGCGCCGGGCCAAAAUCAGCUGACGGCUCUCACACAAAAGGUGCGAGGGGGCUCGUCCUGUCAAACACUUCCCGCUGAGCUGCUGUGUCAGAAAACAGGUCUGCUGAACAAUCGCGCUCUGUGCCGGCUCCCGAACUGA
This is a messenger RNA of Xyrichtys novacula (pearly razorfish), 453 nucleotides long. The record is from the annotation of a GenBank genome assembly. Lineage: Eukaryota; Metazoa; Chordata; Actinopteri; Labriformes; Labridae.